UUAUUUAAUGAAUCAGUACCUUGUAGACAUUCCCCUUUCUGCUGGUUAUACCAUGUGUAGUUUAAGAUCUCAUAUGCAAUAUACACUGAGUAUACCAAAUAUUAGGAACACCUUGUUAAUAUUGAGUUGCCCCCCCCCCACCACACACACACACUCCCCUUUUGGCCUCAGAACACCCUCAAUUUGUUGGGGCAUGGACUCUACAAGGUGUCGAAAGCAUUCCACAGGGAGGCUGGCCCAUGUUGACUCCAAUGCUUCCCACAGAUGUGUCAAGUUGGCUAAAUGUCCUUUGAGUGGUGGCCAAUUCUUGAUACACCCGGGAAACUGUUGUGUGAAACCCAGCAGCGUUGUAGUUCUUGACAACUGGUGCACAUGGCACCUACAACCAUACCCCUUUCAAAGGUACUUAAAUCUUUUGUCUUGCCCAUUCACCCUCUGAAUGGCACAUAUACACAAUCCAUGUCUCAAUUGUCUAAGGCUUAAAAAUACUUCUUUAACCUGUCACCUCUCCUUCAUCUACACUGAUUGAUGUGGAUUUAACAAGUGACAUCAAUAAGUGAUCAUAGCUUUCUCCUGGAUUCACCUGGUUAGUCCAUGGAAAGAGCAUGUGUUGUUGAUGUUUUGUAUACUCAUUGUAUAUUUCUAUGACAAAUGAAUGCUGAAUGCCAUUGAAUGGUUACUCCAAUGGUUAUUCCAAUCUGGCUUUAAAUUGCCAUGUACUCUUAUAAUCCACCUGGCACAGCCAGAAGAGGACUGGCAACCCCUCAAAGCCUGGUUCCUAUCUAGGUUUCAUACAUGGUUCCUGCCUUUCUAGGGAGUUUUUCCUAGUUACUGUGCUUCUACAUCUGCAUUGUUUGCUGUUUGGGGUUUUAGGCUGGGGUUCUGUAUAGCACUGUGUGACAUCUGCUGAUGUAAAAAGAGCUUCAUAAAUACAUUUGAUUGAUACUCCCCCACCUUUUAUUUUAAAGCACAAUAUUUUGUAGAUUUCUUUGUUAAAACUGUUUCUUGUUGGUUAACUGAUCCAAAUGCUGCAUUCACAUGCUAGUCGGAACUAGGAAACUCUGAAAUGUCCGACUUGCUAACUGGUUGAACGCGGCACCUGUAUAACUACAACCAGGUAGCAAGUUGGCCAUUUCGGAGUUUCCUAGUUCCGACUUGCACUUGAACGUGGCAAUAUUCCUAUUGGGAAAUGUUAAUUUGAUUUGUGAAAUUAUGUUUAGACAAAAGCUUGAAAUAGUGUUUCUGCCCAUGUUUUACUUUAUAUUACAAUAGCCAUACAUAAGCAUUUGGAUAGCAUAUCUGUCUAUUUGCUCUGGUGUUGGUUUUUAUUCUCCAAAGAAAUGGAACUACAGUAUGAGAUGGUAAGACAAAACGUAGGCUGUGAUGCCAAUCUUCAGAAGUCAUGGUUUGUAAAUGGGCUGGUUAUGAAUGUCAUAGGUCCAUGUGAGCAAAUUAAAUGCCCAAAGCUCUCAGUCAAUAGUUUUACCUGGUCUGUGAUAAGUUAUACAAUUUUAAUUCAAAUUAAUUAACAUUACAGCUAAAGCAGAAAAGCGGAUACUAGACCUGUCCCGAGAAGCAGCAAGUGGUCACAUGACUCAAUACGCUUUUUCCACUGGUCAAGAUCCAUUCUGUGCCUUUAUUUCCGGAAGUGCAUCUUCAGAUUGUCAAAUAUCUCAGAUCCAAGACAUCCAGCUUUUACCAUCCAAGCCACAGAAUGACUCAUUGGUUCCACCGAAACCCAUUGAAAGCAACUGCACCUGUUUCCUUCAACUUCUAUGGAGUUGCUGGUAGCCCAUCAGCAAAUAAGAUAUGCAAUGACUUGAGGACAUCGAGGGCCAGACUCUUGGAGAUGUUCACAGAUACCACCUGUGAUCCCGAGAUCAUGAAAAAUGCCACAGAUACUUAUUUCUCACUCUUACAAGGAUUCAUUGCAUCUCUGGAUGGCACCAAACAAGAGAACAAGCUUCGGUUCAUGCAGAACUUCAAGUGGACUGACACUUUGCAAGGAAACACCCCAAGUGCCCAACAAGAUGCUAUUUUUGAACUGGUCUCCAUGGCCUUCAAUGUUGCAAUUUGGCACACCAAGUUUGCCUCAAGACUUGCAGGAAAGGAAAAUGUAACUGAGGAAGAAGCAAAAGAUGUCCACAGGAGCCUGAAAUUUGCUGCUGGGAUUUUCAAGCACCUCAAGGAGGUCCACAUCCCCCGCCUCAUCACCCCAGCGGAGAAGGGCCGGGACCUAGAACCCAGAGUCAUGGACACCUACAUGGUCCAGUGCAAAGCAGAGGCACAGGAAGUGACGAUUGCCAGAGCGAUUGAACUCAAGCAUAACGCCACUCUCAUUGCAGCCUUGGCCUUCGAGACCGCAAACUUUUACCAGAAAGCUGACCACACACUGAACACCCUGGAACCAGAGUGCAGCAGUAAGUGGAGGAAGUACCUCCAGCUGAAACAGCACUUCUACAUGGCCUAUGCAUAUUGCUACCAUGGACAAACUCUCCUCGUGAGCGACAAGUGUGGCGAGUCAAUAAGAUCUCUCCAAGAAGCAGAAAAGUGCUACUCCAGAGCCGAGGCUCUGUGCAAAGAGUACCGUCAGACCAAAGGGCCGGGUAGCACAGCCAAACCCUCUGAGCAGCUCUUCUUCACCACGCUGGGUGGCCUGAUCAAAAAUACAUUGCAGAAGUGCGAGAGAGAAAAUGGAUUCAUAUACUUUCACAAGGUCCCGGCCGAGGUGCCCCAGCUAGAGCUGAAGGCUAGCUAUGGCCUGGCCGAGCCAAUAUCCUUUGAGUUCCCAGCCCUCAGCGAGCAGUGCACCCCUGAAGUCUAUACCACUUUUGACCUCACCAAGGGGGCCAAAGCUGAGAAGGCCAAACCCAAGCAGGAAGAAGACGUUAAGCCAAUGAAGGAACCAGAUUUGAAGCCUCAGAAAGAUACAGGCUGCGUCAUAUCAUAAACAGAGAUGACGGGGGUUGACAAGGACAAGAAAAACAUGACUGCGUGGAUUUAUUGAUGCAUUGGCUUGUUUUAUCUGUAGUGUUUUAUGAUCAGUGAUUUACAGUAUCAUGACCAUCUGUUGUAGUUCAUUUUAUACAUAGUUGUUUUCUAUUUUUUUAUGUUCAUGAUCAAAUAUUAUUGGGUCAGACUUUAUAUUUGAAAUGUUCUCUCACUAGUGCUGUUGGGGAUUUUGGAUCUUUAUUUAUUGCUGUCAUUUAAGAAACGGACAAUUAAUAUAGUAAGAACUUAUAACACUCCACGAUGAGUAUCCAAUCAUUUGUAGAAAGAAAUCGUAUGUUUUCAAUUUUAUUUUUCAAUCGCUGAGAUUCUCUUAAUUGAAUCAGUUUUCUUGCAACUGAAAGGACACUGUACAUACAGUAUCACAUUAUUCAUACACAAGGCUAGUCAUUGCUGGGUAUGGCCUGUAUUUAUGAUAAUAACCAUUGUUUAAUAUCCCCCUCUUUAUUGGAGACUUGAGGACUAGGCGGUGCUUGUAUUGGGUCAGAAUAACCUGAACAAGGCUGGCUGUUCAGUAGGAACAUGGAAUAACAUCUGGGAAGUUCUCAGGAAAGCUCGAUGUUCUGAACGUUCUAAAUCGAAAUGUCACGCAUGACUACUCUGCAUGAGAGAGGAGCAGGCCUGUUUUACACGAAACCUUUGAACGUUCCAUAACAUUGCCAUAUGGAAGGUGAUGUAGGUCUUCCUGACGCUCAGAAAACUGUUGUAAAAAAAACUAAGACUAGUAGCCAUGGUUUCUUUUCUAAAGGAUCGGUGUCCCGCUAGUGGGACAACUUCCGGUGAAACUGGAAGGGCGCAAUACAAAAUAUUUUUCCACCGGCACAGGUUUCAUACGUUCACAUAUAACGGUUAAAUAUUCACUUUUUGAAAAUAUUCCUUUGAUUUGUCAUCCAAAGGGUCCCAGCUAUAACAUGUUAUGUCGUUUUGUUAGAUAAAAUCCUCCUUUAUAUCCCAAAAGGUCAGUUUAGUUGGCACCAUCGAUUUGAGUAAUCCACUCGUUCAACUUGCAGAGAACGGAAUCUGAAAAUCUACCCCUAAACUUUGUUUCAACAAGUCAAAAUAUGUUUCUAUUUACUCCUCAGAGACCGUAAAAUGUAAUCAAACUAUAAUUUUUAUUUCGUAAAGAAGUAUGUCCAAUAGGAAACCAGUUUUAGCAGGUGCGUAAUGUCUUCAUGGCGCGUGCAAACACGAAUUUCCAAGACGGUGACCUUCUAAAACCGAUAUUUCUCAUUCCUUUUUGAAGUUACAAGCCUGAAACCUUGAACAUAGACUGCUGACACCCUGUGGAAGCCAGGAAUUGCAUCCAGGGAGCUAAAAAAAAAAAUCUGGUUGGUUUUUCUUAGCAUUUUCUCCUACCUUAUCUAUUGUGUUAUAUUCUCUUAUAUUAUUUUAACAUUUCUACAGACUUCAAAGUGUUUUCUUUCCAAUGGUACCAAUUAUAUGCAAAUCCUGGCUUCAGGGCCUGAGCUACAGGCAGUUUACUUUGGCCAUGUCAUUUAGACAGGAAGUGGAGAAAAAAGGGGCCUAUCCCUAAUUAAGACUGGAUUUAUCAGUGAUUGACAAGUGCAGGAACACUAGAAUAAUGGUUAAUGAAGAAAGAAAUGGACUUGACAAUCUGAUGUCAUUCAAAUAUGAUGUCAAUCAUAAACUGCUUAAACCAUUUCAUUGAAGGGAGUAAUGUUGUACUUUGGCGCAUUAUUUUACACAUGGAAAAUUGUUGGAUGAAGUAGCCUACUAUGUCUGUAAAUUAGUCAAAUGAAUUACAAAUGUUUGUUUUAUCUGUAAAUGACAACGAUAUACAUAUUACUGUAGUUUUUAGAGUACUGAUUUGCUGUAAUUGCCUAAGAGUUGUUUUUGAAAAUAUGUUAAUGACAGCUAGCAUCUACUGAGGAGGUACAAUAGGGGAAAAAGUAACCUCCAGUAUGGUAUACUAACUUGCCAAUCAAUUAAGAAAAUUGUGCAUUCUUUCUGUUCAACCUCAAAGCACAUUAUAAUGCCUUUGCACUUUAAAUCUUAUUAGUCACACAGAAAUUAAGAACAUAUACAACAUAUAUUAUCUCUACAAUACCUUUUUAUUCUUGGAACAAUUAAUUUUCACAUUUAAGGACCAAUUAUAUUUAUUUUUAAUUAACACGUUUAUGAAAACAGUUUGCUGUAUCAUAACAAUGUUUACACAAGUCAACCUGAAGGUCAUUACUCUUCAUCUAAUGGUGCCCUUCAUGGAAAAUGUUUCAAAUAAAAAUGUCAAGAAAC
Salmo salar (Atlantic salmon) is the source of this 5262-nucleotide messenger RNA. RefSeq names its product BRO1 domain-containing protein BROX. NCBI's taxonomy places the organism in Eukaryota, Metazoa, Chordata, Actinopteri, Salmoniformes, Salmonidae. The record is from RefSeq and is a predicted model, not a curated record.